This is a messenger RNA of Anopheles gambiae (African malaria mosquito), 2702 nucleotides long. RefSeq lists its product as uncharacterized. The record is from RefSeq and is a predicted model, not a curated record. NCBI's taxonomy places the organism in Eukaryota, Metazoa, Arthropoda, Insecta, Diptera, Culicidae. The transcript is spliced from 4 exons. The coding region runs from base 854 to 2425 and encodes 523 amino acids.
UCGUCGUCGUCGGUGUGUCUCAGCGUCUUGGGUUGGCUUUUCGGUGUUGCGUGACGGGCGUGCAAGGAAGCAGUAAAACCCACAGCCCCACCACCCCGAACACUCUGUCUGUCCUGCUUACACACCAACACACACACAUACACAGAAAAGGGUACAGGUUUUUUUGUUCGUUUGUUUGCUGGUUUCAGGGUGGUGAAAUGAAGCCUGCGCCUUGCCACCGAGAAGCCGCCUUUCAUUCUGUGAUCAAUCGCAUCCGCGUUCGGUCGUGGAUUUUUUAGCGCGUCUGUGCCGCUCGUUUCCCAGCACGAUCGUGUUUCGUGUGAUCGUGUGGUACACCUUACGUGUGCGUUUGUGUGUGCGUGUGUGUGUGUGUGCAAAAUAAGGGUGAGUUCUUGUGAAACGUGCACGGAGACCCGUGUCUGGGUCUAGGAGUGGCUGGCCAUAGGACACAGGCCUAGACAUCAACCGAACCCUGAGAGGUAGAGAGAAAGGUCGUGCCAAAACCCCUCGAGUCUUAUCGCUAGAGACCCCCAACCCCUUUAUCCCCACUCCUCCCCCACCCCACUCAGUUCGUGAUCGUGAAUGUCAUAGCGGGUGAGGUUCUGUCUGAAAGGAAAUUACACACAAAAAAAGAGAACGGUACUCGCGCGAAGGAAAGGAAGAAGGAAGGAGACACCUCCAUUCAGUGACACACGGGGUUGUUAACGUUUGCCACGGCAAGCACACCACAAACUGCCAGUGUCUGGGGGCCGUAGUGGAGCUGCUAGUGAACUUGUGCCGCAGCUUGGCAGACGAGAAACAAGCAAUCGGUUGAUUUGUGGUGUAAAUCUCCCCGCCCACCUCCGCUGAUACGAUGAGGCUAACUGGAACGCUCUGCCUAGCGCUGGUGGCGCUGGUGGCGAUCGCGUCGGCCAGCCCGCUGGACGAACAGGCACGGGCGGCACUGUUCCGCCGCAUGCGGCUCGGCGGUCCCAAAGACGCCGCGAUUGCCCGCGUAGCCCAGGCGCACGACCGGCAGCUGCGGCAGUACGCGCAGCUCAGCAACUUUAGCACGUUCAGCGACUACUUCCUGGCGCAGCUGCGCCAGCAAAACCUGGCGGUGGCGUACGCGUUCGACGAGCGGCGCCCGACCGCACCCGUGACCUCCGAGGUGCCGUACUACGACGAGGUGGACGAUAUCGGUGACCGGCGUCGGGCGGAAACGCUUGCACUAAACACGCGCACUGUCACUACCAUUGCACCGCCCAUUACUACUAGCACGCUUAGCACUACUACUAGCACUGAUAGUGAUAUCACGACCAGCAGCACUACUACUACCACUACCACUACUACUACUACUACUAGCAUAAACGGCACCACCGGUGGCCACUUGCCUGCGAAAGUUUGGGGUGAAGUCUACAAGCACGAGGACCAGAGCCGUCCGGGCGUGCCGGUCGCGGACAGUCUCGACAAGGUGCCCGCGGCCGAGGACCGCAAACAGGGCAAGGAGCUGGCCGAGGAGGAGACGACUACGGCGGCGGCCGCUGCUGCUGCAGCUAGCUCCACUCCCGUCCCGGCGAAGGGAGGUCUGAACAGGCUGUUCGCUCGCAAGAAGUACAGUCCACUGUUGCGCGACGGCUCGAAGGGAGCGCAGUCCACGACGGAGGCUGCUGGUACGGUGUCCCCGGCUGCCGCCGCCAGUACGACGGAAAGCGAGGACGGUGUCACUUCCUCCGGGACGACGCGACGGACGCGCCCGACGCGCCCAGGCAAGUUGCCGCGGUCGACCUCGCCCAAGCCGACGGUUUCGGUGAAACCGACCAAGAUUUCGUCCCGCUUCUCGAAGCCCACGGUCGAGCCGACGGAAAGCACGGUAGCGCCGGUGACGUCCCGGACGACACGCGGCCGCCGUACCCGCCCAUCGAAACCGUCGAAGGUGUCCGGCACGACGACGACAACGACCACGACGGAGGAGCCAACUACCACGACCACCACCACGACGACAACAACCACCACAACCACGACGACGACUACACCGGCACCAACGACGACAACGACGACGACGACGAGCACUACAGCCGCUCCCAGCACAACUGCCGCCUCCUCUGACGUCUCCCUGGCAACGGGGAGCGUACCGCUCGCUGCUAAGGUGGGAGCAGAGCAAGCGGACGAGGAAAGCUCACCCAGCUCAACGGCUGCCCCUGCCAGCACGAGCACGGUCAAACCUUCGUCCACCACGGUGGCAACGGUCGCCACCUCCUCCAUGACAGCCGAGAGCGAUGCAGCCGGGCAGGAGGCGGACGCACCCGCUGCCCCGGCCAAGAGUGCCCCGAAACCGGAACGUGUCAUCCCGGUGGUCGAGCGGCAGGACGAGCUGCCCGAGAACGAGAGCUUGCUACAGUCGGCCAGCUACGAUUCGUCCGCCGAGCAGGAUGAGCAGCAGUAGGCGCGUAGUGCACGGGACAGCGGAGCGUGCGUUUGUGUGUGUGUAUGUGUGAUAAGGAUGUGAGAGUAUAGCGUUGACAUUUACUUGACUAUACGCAGCGGUGUAUACCACUACUAUUUGCGCCCUUACUCCCCAUUUGCCCGACGAAUUUAUCCGGGUCGGAGGGGUGCCCUGGGGGCGACGCGAAUAGUGGCAGCCGCUUCUUCUUCGGCAGCAUUCGAUUUUGUAGCUAGCGAAUGUUGGGCGAACGAAAUAAAGAUUAGGUAAAUCCACUGUA